Rhizoctonia solani is the source of this 558-nucleotide messenger RNA. Its product is annotated as methionine-R-sulfoxide reductase. The transcript has 6 exons. Gene Ontology annotation, biological process: protein repair; response to oxidative stress. Gene Ontology annotation, molecular function: peptide-methionine (R)-S-oxide reductase activity. The coding region runs from base 1 to 558 and encodes 185 amino acids. The record is from RefSeq and is a predicted model, not a curated record. NCBI's taxonomy places the organism in Eukaryota, Fungi, Basidiomycota, Agaricomycetes, Cantharellales, Ceratobasidiaceae.
AUGUUUAAGCGCCUAUUCGGAUACACUCAGACUGCAUCCCGUGCGUACUUAUUCCGCCCUGUCCGCACAUUUCCCCUAGUAAACGCGACCAUCAUCCAAGCGCACGGAUUCUCAAACACUAGUGCCAAUAUGUCCGACGGUAAAUCUGCUUCAGCAACUAAAUCAGAGGAAGAAUGGAGGGCCCAGCUAUCUCCAGAACAGUUCCGCAUCUUGCGCCAAAAAGGCACAGAGCCUGCCGGCACUGGUAAAUAUGAUAAACACUACGAAGAGGGUGUAUACACUUGUGCCGGAUGUGGUACUCCCUUAUAUACUAGCAAAACAAAGUUCAAGAGCGGAUGUGGAUGGCCAGCGUAUUAUGACUCAAUUCCUGGAGCUGUAACAAGACAUGAAGAUAGGUCCUUUGGAAUGCUCAGGACCGAAAUAACAUGCACUGCAUGCGGAGGUCACCUUGGACACGUAUUUAAAGGAGAAGGUUUCCCUACACCAACCGACGAAAGGCAUUGCGUAAACAGCGUCUCGUUGUCGUUUAGCGAGGGCGACACAGUUGUUCAGAAGUGA